This is a messenger RNA of Artibeus jamaicensis (Jamaican fruit-eating bat), 1872 nucleotides long. RefSeq names its product interleukin 1 receptor type 2 (gene IL1R2). NCBI's taxonomy places the organism in Eukaryota, Metazoa, Chordata, Mammalia, Chiroptera, Phyllostomidae. The record is from RefSeq and is a predicted model, not a curated record. The transcript is spliced from 10 exons. Bases 355 to 1566 code for a protein of 403 amino acids. Gene Ontology annotation, molecular function: interleukin-1, type II, blocking receptor activity; interleukin-1 binding.
AGUCAGAGAGUGACACAGUCUGAUUAGGAAAUCCCUGGAGGAUGAGAAUAUAUAUCCCUACCCUGAGCUUCCACUGAGGUAAAAGUCAGGCCUGGCAGCCUUCCCCAGGCAGGAAGCAACGAGGUGGAAAAUGCAGAGCUGCAGCCCAAUGCUCCACUCUGCCAAAGAUGGGUCUUCCUGUGCCAUGGCUUCCAGUAAGCCAUCUGUCUUCUGAGGCUCCACCAGAGUCAAGGACAUUGAGAUGCUGUCAUCCUGACACAGCCAUACAAACCAGAAAGAGUCCCACUGUGCUGGCUACUGAGUGCUGGACCUAAGGUCUCCACUUUCUGUGUUCUUUGGAAGCUAUUGGAAACAAUGUUCUUCUUGUACCUGUUGAUAAUGGGUGUUUCUGCCUUCACCAUUCUGCCUGCGAAACACAGCGUGGCUUCAGAAAACUGCCAGUUCCGUGGCAAGCAUUUUAAAACUGACUUCAAGGUGGAUGGCGAACCUGUGGUCCUGAGGUGCCCCCAGGUGCGGUAUUGGCUGGGGGCCUCUGCCAGUCCCCACAUCAACCUGACCUGGCGUAAAAAUGAUUCUGCGAGGCUGAUCCCAGGGAAAGAAGAGACGAGAGUUUGGGUCCAGGAUGGUGCUCUCUGGAUUUUGCCAGCCAUGCAGAAGGACUCUGGAACCUAUAUCUGUACCAUCAGAAACAGUUCUUACUGUGAUGAAAUGUCCAUUGAGCUCAGGGUUUUGGGGAAGACAGAAGCUUUGCUGCCUAUCAUCUCAUAUCCGCAAAUUCUAACUUUCUCAACCUCUGGAUCAUUAGUUUGUCCUGAACUGAGUGAAUUCACCUGCAACAGAACUGACAUGAAGAUUCAAUGGUACAAGGAUUCUGUCCUUUUGGAUCCAGACAACAAGAAGUUUCUUUGUGUGAGGGGAACUACUCGCUUACUCAUACAUAACGUGUCUGUGGAGGAUGCAGGCUAUUACAGCUGUGUCAUGACAUUUGCUCAUCAAGGCAUGCCAUACAACAUAACUAGGAAUAUCAAACUACGUAUCAACAAAAAAGAAGAGGAGACAAUUCCUGUGAUUAUCUCCCCCCACCAGACCAUACUGACUUCUUUGGGGUCAAGACUGACAAUCCCAUGUAAGGUGUUUCUGGGAGCUGGCUCACACUCAACUACCAUGCUGUGGUGGAUGGCCAACAACACCAACAUAGACAGUGCCUAUCAUGACGGCCGUGUCACUGAGGGGCAGCGUCUGGACUACUCAGAAAAUAAUGAGAACUACAUUGAAGUGUCAUUGAUUUUUGAUCCAGUCACAAGAGAGGAUUUGACCACGGAUUUUAAGUGUGUUGUUCGUAAUACACUGGGUUUUCAGAUGCUACAUACCACAGUCAAAGAAGUGGCCACAUUCUCUUGGGGGAUUGUGCUGGCUCCCCUUUCACUGGUCUUCUUGCUUUUGGGAGGAAUGUGGAUAUACAGACGGUAUAAACACAGAACUGGAAAAGCAUAUGGUCUGACUGCAUUAAAGACUGGCCAUCAAGAUUUUCAAUCCUAUCCAAGUGAUAUAAAGGAAAUAAAAUAAUUCAAAUACAAAUGAUAUUCUUAUUUAUGAAAGUGGCUGUGCCUUUUUGAGGGACCUUGUUCUUUCCCUUAUUUGUUUAACAAAGCUGUUAUAUUUAUAGUGGGUUUGUAGUAAAUGACUGACCUAUUCAUGUGAAGUUUAUUUGAAAACUGAAUGACAGGAGAAAAUAUGGAUUGGUGAGUAACCCUCUGCCACUUGUGACCCGCUUAAAAGUGUGAGACAACAUCAGAUAUGAAGAGAGUUAAAAACAUCUAAAUGAAUUUGAAAUUCAAUUAUUCAUCAUUUAAUAAAAAUGUAUUAAAAGUC